ACACUGGACAGCAACUAUUCAUACACAACUGAAACGCCAUACGUAAACCAAAUAUCACAUCUUGAUGAUAAGUUGCAUAAAGACUUCUAUGGCCUUUGGAUUGCUCUUAUCACCGUCAACACAUUAAUAUUCCUGGUGGGCAUUGUACUGAAUAGCUUGGCAAUCUAUGUGUUUUGCUUUCGAACCAAGACAAAAACCACAUCUGUCAUUUAUACAAUAAACCUGAUUGUAACUGAUCUGCUUGUGGGACUCUCGUUGCCGACACGUAUCAUUAUGUAUUACAGUGGAGAAAAAUGUGUAAACUGUUCCUUUGUGCACAUUUUCACGUACUUUGUUAAUAUGUAUUGCAGCAUACUCUUUCUGACUUGCAUCUGUGUAGACCGUUAUAUGGCUAUUGUGCAGGUGGAAGCAUCACGCAGGUGGAGAAAUGCAAAUUAUGCCAAGGGGAUAUGCGUCUGUAUCUGGGCCUUUGCUGUUGUGGUCACACUUACCAUCUUGACUGCUGCAAUAAACCAUCCUUCAUGUUGCCUUUUCCAGCUGUUUUCGUUAACCGUUUUUGAAUAUUUUGUUCCACUCAUUGUUAUAACCUUCUACACGUUAAGGAUCAUGUGGGCUUUGUCCAGAUCAACUUUAAUGAACCAAAGUCGUGAGAGGCGUAUAAAAGCUAUCCAGCUCCUUAUCACUGUGCUUGUGAUCUUUACAGUCUGUUUCACGCCCUUCCAUGUUGGCCAGGUGGCUACCUGUCUGAAACCAUCUAUGGACCGAGAUGUCAGUCUAAUUGUCUACCAUGUCACAGUAACACUGAGCAGUUUAAACAGCUGUAUGGAUCCUAUAGUGUAUUGCUUUGUCACCAACAACUUUCAGUCAACUAUGAGAAGCAUAUUCAGGAAACACCAACAUGAGCAAAUGAGUAUGGACAUUGUUAGCCUUCAUAAAAAUUCCAAAGGAUCUGGGACGAUAACAGCCAUAUCAAAUGCAAUAGUGAAUCUUCCUUUACAAAGCAGCAAUCUCAUCUAG
Messenger RNA from Bombina bombina (fire-bellied toad), 1017 nucleotides. It is a transcript of the gene GPR20, whose product is annotated as G protein-coupled receptor 20. Gene Ontology annotation, molecular function: G protein-coupled receptor activity. The transcript has a single exon. Gene Ontology annotation, biological process: phospholipase C-activating G protein-coupled receptor signaling pathway; positive regulation of Rho protein signal transduction. The record is from RefSeq and is a predicted model, not a curated record. The annotation marks the transcript as partial. Lineage: Eukaryota; Metazoa; Chordata; Amphibia; Anura; Bombinatoridae. Gene Ontology annotation, cellular component: membrane.